AUGAUACCAUCUAUACAACGAAUCAGUUUCAAGAAAGAAGAAGCCUGGAUCAGAGAAGCCAACCAUUCCUUCGUCGACCAUGCGCCGUUGAUUAGCCUGUCAAUGCCCAACUCGCACUAUGAAGCACGUAGUCCAGCCGAGGAAGAUGCAGCUCGGAUAACCUGCUCCACCACCCAUUUCGAUUCAGUGUAUCCAGUCUCGAAAGCCCCGCUACGUACUGUUUCGGCAUACACCGAUAGUGCUGGCGAAUAUGUAAUCCGUUUGGAAUGA
This is a messenger RNA of Marasmius oreades (fairy-ring Marasmius), 270 nucleotides long. RefSeq lists its product as uncharacterized. The coding region runs from base 1 to 270 and encodes 89 amino acids. The record is from RefSeq and is a predicted model, not a curated record. The transcript has 4 exons. Lineage: Eukaryota; Fungi; Basidiomycota; Agaricomycetes; Agaricales; Marasmiaceae.